CGGACAUCAUGAUCCCCAGGAGCCGGAGCCUGAACUUUGUUAUUCUGACAGCGCUUCAGGCUUUAACUGUCUCUCUGUCGGUGCGUGGCAGCGUGAUCUCCACAUCUGCUGAAGGGAAAAAUCUGAGUACGACUGAUCUACACACACCGACAGCAAAGCAGAAACACUAUGGGACCACAGUACCUCUCCUGCUCGAUGGACAAGACUGGAAACCACUCAGCCAACUUAAGCCUCAGAGUCACCCUGCAUCACUGAAGCUCCUGAUUGAAGCGGAAGGUGAGCAGCUGCUCUUGGCUCUGGAGAAAAACAAGGGGCUAUUUGCAAGUAACUACACAGAAACCCAUUACCUGGAGGAUGGCAGUGCGGUCACGGGCUCUCACAACUUCACGGCAAACUGCUACUACCACGGUGAGGUGGAGGGUCACGUAAACUCAGACGUCAGCCUCAGUACCUGUGCUGGGAUUAAGGGUUUCAUAUCUCUUGAAGACAAAUCCUAUGUACUGGAACCAUCAGCCGAUCACAGUGAUGGUACUCACUGGAUCUACUCAGCCAAACAUCUCAGUUUUGCCCCUGGCACCUGUGGCCACGACUUCAACAUAUCUUUUCCAACUGACCCAGCAGACAACAACAGUCCAUUCAGGUCUUUCGGCACAAGGCACAAACGCAAUGCCCAGACGACGACCAAGUAUGUGGAGCUGAUCAUUGUGGCUGAUAACAGAGAGUUUCAGAAGCAAGGCAAGGACAUGGAGAGGGUCAAGCAGCGGCUGGCUGAGAUCACCAAUUACGUGGACAAGUUCUACAGGUCUUUGAAUAUCCGAGUGGCUCUGGUUGGCUUGGAGGUGUGGAGUGACGUGGACAAGUGUCCUGUCAGCCAGGACCCUUUCACCACCUUGCACGAGUUCUUAGACUGGAGGAAGGUCAAGCUGCUGCCUCAGAAGCCACAUGACAAUGCCCAACUGAUCAGUGGGGUGUAUUUCCAGGGCACCACCAUUGGUAUGGCACCCAUCAUGAGUAUGUGCACCGCUGACCAAUCUGGAGGAAUAGUCAUGGACCAUUCGGACAACCCCCUGGGUGCCGCAGUUACACUGGCCCAUGAGCUCGGACACAACUUUGGAAUGAACCACGACACGCCAGAACGAGGGUGUGGCUGCAGGGUGACAGUGGAUCGAGGUGGCUGCAUUAUGACUCCCUCCACUGGGUAUCCGUUCCCAACCGUGUUCAGCAGCUGCAGCAAGAAGGACCUGACGGCCAGUUUUGACAAAGGCGUCGGGAUGUGUCUCUUCAACAUGCCUGAGGUCAAAGUGCUCUACGGUGGCCAGAAAUGUGGCAAUGGCUACGUGGAGGAGGGAGAGGAGUGUGACUGUGGCGAACUUGAGGAAUGUAUGAAUCCCUGCUGCAACGCUACCACGUGCACUCUAAAGGGGGAUGCUGUCUGUGCACAUGGACAAUGCUGCCAGGACUGUCAGCUGAAGCCGGCGGGCACGCCAUGCCGUGACUCGAGUAACUCGUGUGACCUGCCAGAGUUCUGCAAUGGCACCAGCCCUCACUGUCCCGCCAAUGUCUACCUGCACGACGGCCACGCCUGCCACGGCGUGGACGGCUACUGUUACAACGGCAUCUGCCAGACCCACGAGCAGCAGUGUAUCACACUGUGGGGACAAGGAGCCAAGCCAGCUCCAGGAAUCUGCUUUGAAAAGGUCAACUCAGCUGGUGACCCUUAUGGCAACUGUGGCAAGGACUCCAAAGGCUCCUUUGCCAAAUGUGAAGCACGGGAUGCUAAAUGUGGCAAAAUCCAGUGUCAAGGAGGAGCUAGCCGCCCAGUAAUUGGCACCAAUGCGGUUUCCAUAGAAACAAACAUACCCCUGAAGGAAGGGGGAAGGAUACUGUGCCGAGGUACACACGUGUACUUGGGCGAUGACAUGCCCGACCCCGGCCUGGUGCUGACGGGCACCAAGUGUGGAGAGGAAAUGAUGUGUCUCAAUCGCCAGUGCCGGAACGUCAGUGUUUUCGGUGUGCACGACUGUUCGGCGAAGUGCAGCGGACGCGGGGUGUGCAACAACAACAAAAACUGUCACUGUGAGGCUCACUGGGCGCCUCCCUUUUGUGACAAGACAGGUUUUGGAGGGAGUGUGGACAGCGGCCCCGUCAGAUUAACAGGCAGUGGGAUCCUGACAGUGGGCAUCCUGGUGGCUCUCCUCACUGUCCUGGGGGCUGCUCUGAUCAUCUGCAUUAAGAGAAAGAAUCUUCUGGGUCUGCUCCUCACCACUAAAAAGAACCCAAUCGAGAAACUAAGAUCAGUAAGUGCAGCUGUCAGUGGACCAUCCACUCCUAACCAGCCUUCAUCAGUGAGAGCAACUUCUGUGUCUGGACCGGCUCCGCCUCCACCACACAGAGCCACCAUCUUUAAGCCUCCUCAUCGAGGGCCAGAGGCGGUGCACCCACCAGCAUCCUACCCCUCCCACAGCCUGCGCAGACUGCCCCAGUGCCCUCCGGUUCACCUCAGCCACCCCGUCCCGCUCUCUCUCUCCGUGUCCCUGUCUCCCUGUCCUGGCCAACUGAGACCGCUGGUGCCUCCGCCUCACCGAAGUCCUCCACCACAUAACCAUGUCACGCCCAGGGGGGCAUCGUUUCGCAGUGCACCACACCAAACCUCUUGCAGGAUGGUCAUGGAGUUGGAGAAGCCCAGUCCUCCUCAAAAGCCCCUUCCUGCUGAUCCAAGAACUUCUCGUCUGGUUCGAAGUCCAACUGUAAUGAAGGGCCACACCGUCGUCCAAGGGCCUUCUGCUGUUUGUGGCCCAACACCAAAACCUUGUGUACCUAGACCUGUUCGACCUACCCCACACCCCAACAGACCCAGUCCCAAAAAACCUCCAGCACUACCAAAGCCUUGCAAAAUUGCCAACGUCAAAUACAGCAGCUGAGACUUUGGCCAAAGGGGACAUUGUUGUAAUUGAGACACUAAAGAUAUUGCACUAUACAAAAGCUCUGAAAACCUUACAAAAAACAAACGUAUGGUGGUGUCCCUGAACUUUUGAAUCAGGAGGCCUGCCGUGUCCCUUUGGUGCUCUGUCUCUGAAUGGUGCUACGAGUCUGAGCUCAGGUACAUGUAAAGUAUUUAUAUUCUGUAUUUAUUGCCACGCAGUGCACUGUGCCAGACACUUUUUACUACAUGAAGUGAUGUAGAAGUUUUACAUUUGUUGUUUGAAACUAUUUCACUUUUCUUUUUCUUUUUUUUUUGCCAUGUCAACUUAUCUUUAUGAAGGAGAGUGACUGGAGACGAUGUGUGAGAAUGUGUUUGCCAAAAUGUCGGUACCACUUUCAACAAUAAUACCUUUUAUAGACGGUUUACAAAUUGAUUAUUAACACUUAAUGAAUAAUUAAUAAAGAACUAAAGAACAGACAGAUUUCACUCCUUGAUACAGUCUCACUAUUUGGCAAGAUCAUGUGGCUGCUUACCACAUAAUUAAUCUUAGAAAUGUUUACUAAUUAUAAAUGGUUAAACAUAUGAGCUCACUAUUUGGCAUGCAACAAAUAAUCACUGUUGCCCUUUUUAUCCAAUGUGUUAUGAAUCUUAUUCAUUAUUUAUAAGAGUUAACAACCUAGGAACAAAUCCAAUUAUAUACAUUCUUCUUCUGUGGUGUUUUGUGGCAGUUGACAUCCAUAACACUACUUAGUUGCCUCCGUCUUCUCUUCCCUUCAACUUGCUUUUUCUUUCUCUGUCCUAUGUGACCAUUAUUCUUUCAUGUUUUAUGAUGGUUGACAUCUGUAAUGUCGCAGUACCGCCUCUCCCUCACCUCUUUCCUUUCCUUCGCACACCUCAGCUAUAUCCAAUUAUAUACCACUUAUACAUUCUCUAUAAGGGUAGUCUUGUUAUCAUGUGGGCCUGACAUGUUUCUGUGGAGGAGAAGAAGGGAAACCUUUCCAUGAGUGACUGUGUCAUGACAGAUGAGAACAGAGGAGAGUCCAGGAGUUACACCUCUUGUUCAUUUGCAGAUCUUCAUUUUUUUUCAAUUGAAGCUGUGUGUAGUCUAGAUACAACCACUGAAAAAGAAAAACACCCUGUAGUAGUGGUAGUAUUAGUAUUAUUAUUACUAUUAUUAUUGUUAUUGAAUGGUUGUUUGUCUCUAUAUGUGUCCCUGUGAUGGACUGGCAAUCUGUCCAGGGUGUACCCCGCCUUUCGCCCUAUGUCAGCUGGGAUUGGCACAGCACCCCCGCGACCCUCAUGUGGAGGAUAAAGCGGUAGAAAAUGUAUGGAUGGAUUAUUAUUAUUAUUGUUAUUAUUUUUAUUAUUGUUAUUACUAUAGCAGCUCUGCAAUGUGACUGUGUAGGAAUCGGAGAGCCUGGAAAUGUAGCUGCCAUGCAGGUCUGCUCCUUCUUCAUUAAUAUUGUAGAAAGGUGACAAGUGGGAUUGUGAAAUGUCACUGAUCUGCCAUGUCCUUUGCAUUAACAAGAACCAAGAAGCCCACCUGAGGGUUCUGGGUACCGGGGUAUGAACUGAACAUGGAUCUAAAAUGAGCCGAGAUCAAGCAAGCGUUUGUACCCCAGAGAGAGUAAACUGCUCCGAGGCGUUGGAAGUUCACGUGCGUUGGAAAUGUCCCUUUCUGUUUGUCUGCGUGCCUCGAGGAUUGGAUCAUGGAACCACUGAAGGACUGUGUCAAAGCUGUGGCCAUCUUUAUGUCACUGAGGCACUGGUAUGUAACACCACACUGGGUGUCUGGCUCCAAAGGUUUUUCAAUUUUUGAUGAUGGGGAAAGGACAGAAUCACUCAGCAAGGACACACUGCAGAUCUUUCUGCCACUGAUAUUGUUCAGUCCAUCUGAAUCAUCCACUGCGGUUUUUAUGUCUCUAGCUAUAGGGAUUACUUUGUUUUUUUGUUUUUUGUUUUAUUUACAUCUUUGAGACAUAAAUCAGAUGUGGCAAUGGAACUGAAUUUUUUUUCAGAUUUAUUGUUUUACUGGAUUGCAAUGCAGCAUAUUCACAAUGAGCAAUGUUUCCUUUAAGCACUGCUUUUUAUAAACACAUCAGCUGACAUGGACUACACUUUGAUUGUGUGUUAACAUUUUGAUACUGUUUUAUUUUAAUCAGUUUUACAUUCAGUUCUUUGUGUCCAGACUGCAUUUGAGUCUGUACAGUACGUCCGUAAAUUAUGUUCCUUGUAUGUUUUACAGGUGGACACGUUUUCAUAGAAUGGAAUGCUUUUUUCUAAUGGCAACAGUUUGAUACCAUUAUAUGUAAAGAAAACACUUCAUGUGUCAGUGUCUGAUCAUGGUAUUUUGAACACUCCAACAGUAUUAGUAAAAAUUGUUUUUCAAACACA
Messenger RNA from Solea senegalensis (Senegalese sole), 5317 nucleotides. RefSeq names its product disintegrin and metalloproteinase domain-containing protein 12-like. Gene Ontology annotation, molecular function: metalloendopeptidase activity. Bases 9 to 2921 code for a protein of 970 amino acids. Lineage: Eukaryota; Metazoa; Chordata; Actinopteri; Pleuronectiformes; Soleidae. The record is from RefSeq and is a predicted model, not a curated record. Gene Ontology annotation, biological process: proteolysis. The transcript is spliced from 23 exons.